AUGGACAUUGCUCAAAUCUUAGAAAAUGCCAUUUUAGGGAUCGAUCCCAACGUUAGGGCUCAAGCUGAAGCCCAAUUGAACGACGCUGCCACAAAUCAUUUCGUUGAUUACGUAGGUUAUUUAUGUGGCGUGUUAGCUGAUGAUAACGCAAAGACCGAAGUCAGAAUGUUAGCAGGGAUCGCCUUAAAGAAUCAAUUGGUAGCUAAAGAUUCUACCACCAAAUCUCAAUAUCAUCAAAGAUGGUAUAAUUUGGAUGAUACCGUUAAAUUGAAUGUUAAGAACAUUUCCAUCCAAUCAUUAUUAUCCCUGGAUGAAAGAGUAGGGAAGUCUGCUGCUCAGUUGGUAGCAGCUAUUGCCGAAAUCGAAUUACCCAUUAAUCAAUGGCCCGAACUUAUGACCCUUAUGAUCGAUAAUACUAAAGCUGACAAGGAAAUUCUCGUCAAGAAAGCUUCGUUAUUGGCUAUCGGUUAUAUUUGUGAAGCCCUUAAUCCUAAUGAUCCUAAUAUCAUCGAACAAGCCAAUGGAAUUUUAGUAACAAUCAUUCAAGGUGCUCAACCUAACGAAGAAACCAGUGUAAGAUUGACAGCUUUGAACGCGUUGGUUAAUUCCUUAGAAUUCAUCCGUUUCAAUUUCGAUAAAGAAGGUGAAAGAAAUUAUAUCAUGCAAGUUGUUUGUGAAGCUACCCAAGCUGAUAAUGUUGAUCUUCAAGAAGCAGCUUUUGGAUGUUUGGCUAGAAUCAUGGCAUUAUAUUAUCGUUAUAUGUCAGUAUAUAUGGAAAAGGCAUUAUUUAAUUUGACCGUAUCGGGGAUUCAAAGUCCUAACGAUCGUGUAGCUUGUAUGGCUAUUGAAUUCUGGUCUUCAGUAUGUGAAGAAGAAAUUGAUUUGUCAAUGCAAAGAGAAGAACUUGGUGAUUCUUUACAAGAAGAGUAUGCUCAACAUUUGAUUAGUUAUAAUUUCGCUUUGGUAUCAAUUCAAUCUACUUUACCAGCUUUAUUACAAGCUUUAACUCGUCAAAAUGAUGAUGCUGAAGAUGAUGAUUGGUCAGUUUCAAUGGCUGCUGGUGCUUGUCUUCAAUUAUUUGCUCAAAAUACCGGAUCUUAUGUUAUUGAACCAGCUUUAGCUUUUGCUUCAGAAAGAAUUUCAAAAGAUUCUUGGAGAGAUAAAGAAGCUGCUGUAAUGGCCAUUGGAUCAAUUUUAGAUGGUCCAGAAUUAGAAAAUUUGAAAGAUCCUCUUAAUAAUGCUUUAGUACCAAUUGCUGAAUUAAUCAGUAGUGAUCAUCUUCAAGUUAGAGAGACUGUAGCCUGGUGUCUUGGUAAAAUUGCCGAGAUUGCUAUCAGUGUUAUUGAUUUAGAUACCCACCUCCCAACCAUUUUAAUGGCAGUAUCCAUUGGAUUAAAAGAUCAUCCAAAAGUUAUUACCAAUUGUUGUUGGACUUUUAUGAAUCUUAUGGAACAACUUUGUACACAAGGACCUCAUGAACCUAAUACUGUUUUAUCAGGAAGAAUUGAAGGUAUUGUUGAACUUUUAAUAAACUUAUCAAAACAAGAUGAUAAUGAAGGAUCAUCACGUGAUGCUGCAUUUGAAGCAUUAUCAGUAUUCAUUCAAUCAAGUGCUCAAGAUUCCCAACCAAUAAUAUAUGAUAUGGCUACUGAUGCUUUGGCUCGUUUAGACCAAACCAUUAACCAAGGUAAUAAUCUUAGUGCUGAUAUGAAGAGUAACUUGGAAGAUUUACAAACAAGUAUUCUUGCUCUUCUUACUACCAUUAUUAGGAGAUUAGGUGCUGAAACCCAAACUGCUAGUGAUGGUCUUAUGACGACAUUCUUACGUUUAUUAGGAACUUUAGAACCUAAUGCUUUAAUUGAAGAAGAUGUCUUCAUCGGUAUAUCUGCUGUGGCCAUUGCUAUUGGUGAUAAUUUCCUUAAAUAUAUGGAUGCUUUUGCACCAUUUUUAGUUAAAGCUUUAACUAAUACUGAUAGUCCUACUGCUAGUACUGCUAUAGGGAUUGUAGCAGAUUUAGCCCAUUCUUUAGGUAAUUCUAUUCAACCUUACCUUCAAGAAUUAAUGAAUAUUUUGGGUAGUAACAUCAGUAAUGACCAAGUUGAAAGAUCGUUGAAACCGGCUAUUUUCUCCUGUUUUGGACAUUUAGCCACUUCAUUAGGAAAACUGUUUGAAAGUUAUAUCGAAUUUGUAUUCCAAAUGUGUAGAUUGGCCAAUAGUAUUCCUGACGAUGGAACUUCCGAUACUGCUGAUUUCUUAUUUAAUAUCAAAGAAUCAGUAUUGGAAUGUUAUUCAGGUAUUGUUGGAGGUUUACAAGAAAAUGGAGGAAUCUUAUUUCCUUAUAUGGGAGAAAUUUUUCACUUUUUAGAAGCUAUAUCUAUUGAUAUUGAUUUGAUAAGUAUCGAAUCUAUUGCAUCAUCAAUUGUAGGAUUAUUAGGUGAUAUAGCAUCAAUGUUCCCCCAUCAAUUCUCUCAAGUUUAUUCAAGUGCUUGGGUAAUUGAAGUUAUUAAAAGGACAAGAUCUAAUGUUAAUUUUAGUGAUACUACGAGAAAUACUGCUAGAUGGGCUAGAGAGCAACAAAGGAAUCAAAUAAUAUGA
Messenger RNA from Yamadazyma jaroonii, 2595 nucleotides. NCBI's taxonomy places the organism in Eukaryota, Fungi, Ascomycota, Pichiomycetes, Serinales, Debaryomycetaceae. The record is from the annotation of a GenBank genome assembly.